AUGGCGACUGUGGAGGGCCUUCUCUCUCAGAGCAAGGUGGUGAUCUUCACCAUGGCAACCUGCUCCCGCUCCACACAGGGCGUCCCUUACUUGGCUGUGGACCUUGAUCAAAGAGGGGACGGACAGGAGAUUCAGCGGGGUUUGCAGCGGCUCGCCCAGCAGAGAGACGUCCCGUUUGUGUUUGUUGAUGGGAGGCUCAUUGGAGGCCUGGAGAAGAUCCAGCAGGCUCACAGAGACAGGACGCUGGACAAGCUGCUCAGCAUGGGCCAGGAGACGUACGACUAUGACCUGGUGGUCAUCGGCGGGGAGCCUGGUGGACUCGCAGUGGCCAAGGAAGCUGCUGCCUAUGGCAAGAGGGUGCUGGUUUUAGACCCUGUGGCUCCUGCUCCCGCAGGAACAACAUGGGGUCUGGGAGGUUCCAGGGGUCACGUGACCUGCGCCUCCAGGAAGCUGAUGCAGCAGGCGGCUCUCCUGGGUCAGGCGGUGCGGGACUCCGGGAAGUUCGGGUGGGAGCGCGAAGAGCGGGUGUCGCACAACUGGAGUGACAUGACAGAGACGCUGAAGAGGCGUUUAGGAUCCCUUAGGGAGAGCCGGGACCUGAGGGAUGACAGGGUGUCCUACCUGAACACCUCUGGGGAGCUGGUGGGACCACACACGGUCAAGGUGACGGACACCAAAGGCAAAGAGACGUGUCACUCGGCCGCCGCGUUUGUCAUUGCCACCGGAGGGAGACCCAGAUAUCCAGGGAUACCAGGGGACCGAGAGUACUGCGUAACCGGCGAAGACCUCCUCCAGCUGCCCCGCUGCCCCGGCCGGACGCUAGUGGUGGGCGGUUCUGGGGCGGGGCUGGAGUGCGCUGGCUUCCUGUGCGACCUGGGCUUGGAGGUGACUGUCAUGGUGCGCUCCGUCCUGCUGCCGGGCCUCGACCGCAAGAUGGCCCAGAAGAUCGAGAACCACAUGUUCGUCCACGGGGUCAGCUUCUUACAUCGCUUCGCCCCCACCAAGGUGGAGCAGGUCCAGGAGGGCGGUUCUGCGAGGCUCAGAGUGACGGCUGUGUCUGCUGACGGGACAGAGACGUACGAGGGAGAGUUUGACACCGUUCUGCUUGCUAUAGGGAGGGAUGCCUGUACACACAACAUCGGCCUGGACUGUGUGGGUGUGAGAUACAACCUGAAGUCUGGGAAGAUCCCAGUGGAUGAGGAGGACCGGACCAACGUACGACACGUCUUUGCUCUCGGUGAGGCCCAGGAGGGCCGGUGGGGGCUCAGGCCGGCGGCUGUCCAGGCGGGACGGCUGCUGGCCCGCAGGCUGUACGCGGGACACAGCACCAAGUGUGACUACACCAACGUGCCAGUCACAGUCUUCACCCCUAUGGAGUAUGCCGCCUGCGGGCUUUCAGAGGAGAGCGCUAACCACAAGUACGGAGAGGACAACAUUGAGGUGUACCACUCUUACUACUGGCCGCUGGAGUGGACGCUGCCAGCCAGGGACAAGAACUCCUGCUACGCAAAGGUCAUCUGUCACAUCCCAGACAGUGAGCGAGUGGUGGGGGUCCACGUCAUGGGCCCCAACGCCGGGGAGGUCAUACAGGGCUUCGCUGUGGCGGUGAGGUGCGGACUGACCAAGGAUCAGCUGGACGCCACCAUCGGGAUCCACCCGGUGUGCGCUGAGGUGUUAACCACACUGACUGUAACCCAGCGUUCCAGCGAUGCCCUGGCUGUCCGGGGGAACUGCUGA
This is a messenger RNA of Megalops cyprinoides (Indo-Pacific tarpon), 1737 nucleotides long. RefSeq names its product thioredoxin reductase 1, cytoplasmic-like. The transcript has 16 exons. The record is from RefSeq and is a predicted model, not a curated record. Bases 1 to 1737 code for a protein of 578 amino acids. Lineage: Eukaryota; Metazoa; Chordata; Actinopteri; Elopiformes; Megalopidae. Gene Ontology annotation, cellular component: cytosol; mitochondrion. Gene Ontology annotation, biological process: cell redox homeostasis; cellular response to oxidative stress; glutathione metabolic process. Gene Ontology annotation, molecular function: flavin adenine dinucleotide binding; glutathione-disulfide reductase (NADPH) activity; thioredoxin-disulfide reductase (NADPH) activity.